Molecule: messenger RNA, 694 nt
Organism: Lampris incognitus (smalleye Pacific opah)
Lineage: Eukaryota; Metazoa; Chordata; Actinopteri; Lampriformes; Lampridae
Product: phospholipid scramblase 1
Exons: 6
Coding region: 5-694 (229 amino acids)
Biological process (GO): plasma membrane phospholipid scrambling
Cellular component (GO): plasma membrane
Molecular function (GO): phospholipid scramblase activity
Source: RefSeq, a predicted model, not a curated record
CAGCAUGAAUAUGUACGCCGUGCCCAAUCCUGCUAUACCGGGCUGUCCACCAGGGUUAGAAUACCUCACCCAGGUGGAUCAGCUCCUCAUCAAACAGAAAGUUGAGCUUGUUGAAGCCCUCGUCGGCUUCGAGAGCAACAACAAGUACGAGGUGCGCAACACCGUGGGUCAGAAUGUCUUCUACGCCGUCGAGGAGAACGACUGUCUGAGCCGCCAGUGCUGCGGACCCCUGCGCUCCUUCAACAUCCGCGUCCUCGACAACUUCGGCCAGGAGGUCAUCACCGUCACCAGGCCCCUGAAGUGCAUGUCCUGCUUCUUCCCUUGCUGUCUGCAAGAGCUGGAGGUGCAGGCCCCCCCGGGUAACACAGUGGGCUACGUCCUACAACAGUGGCACCCCUUCUCCCCCAAAUUCAUCGUCGAGAACGAACACAGGGAGCCUGUGCUGAAGAUCCACGGGCCCUUCUGCGGAUGGAGCUGCCUACCAGAUGUUGACUUUGAGAUUCUGACCAUGGAUGAAGUCAGUAAGAUCGGGAAAAUAAGUAAACAGUGGACCGGACUUCUUCGGGAAGCAUUCACAGAUUCGGACAACUUUGGUAUUCAGUUCCCCAUGGAUCUGGAUGUGAGGAUGAAGGCCGUAAUGAUCGGGGCUUGUUUUCUCAUUGAUUUCAUGUUCUUUGAGAGUACAAACAACUAG